UUCCAGAAUGCCGUGUCCUGUGAGCCUCUAGCCCUUGUAACAAGACAGCCUAGCCCCAUAGUUUACAUUGAUGCGUACCGUUAGGAACACCACUGGUCUAUCAGCCAAAAAUACUACCCAGUGUUGACUGUUGUCCUGGGCUGGGAUAGAUGUUUAAAUAACGGCCGUUUUCUUUGACAAGCCUUUUUUUAUCCACGAAUCCCCGACCGUCUCGCGACCCUAGCGGCGGGACGACACAACAAUAACCGCCCUGCAUAUGUAAAGCUCACGCGGUUUCCAGCCGGGGCACAAAUUGCCGUCCUCGAAGAUUGAUAGAUUUCUCUUUUCAUUCAUGUUGCAGAUUUAAUUGGCCAAGGCGAUUGUUGGCGCUGUGCUGACACAGAGGGGCUUUCCGGGGGGAGAGCUUCCAGCUGAGCGGAGGAAGAAAGGAGAAACCACCGCGGUAGAGAGCUGUAUCUACCGUGCAGUCUGCGUGGGAGAACCUUGAAGAAGACUUGUACAAGACAAGAGCAUCGUCUUUUCUUCGCAGAACGUCUUCUGUGAAAAGAACUCUGUCAGCAGUACGCACCCACAGUGAGUACAAGUGACGACGACGUAUCGAAAAAUCUAGAAGAGUGGACGUCAGGUACAAAGGCAUCCUGCACAAGCUACUUAAAGGUGGCGCCUACCUCUCGUCUGCAUCUAUUGUUAGAGCAGGGAGGGACAGCGUUGGAAGUUGCCGGAGCGGUCACGUCGUUAAGGCCGGACCAACGCUGAGGGUGAACCCGGCUGUGGUAUGCUGCUGAGAGCGGACUUGUCUUCACGAGGAAGGAUUAGCGUUGGAAAUCCUGUCUGAGGGUUCCGAGUCCAAACCUACGGGACAAAACAGAUCAGCGCGGCACCUUUGUGCGAGACCCGGAGAGCAGGGUUCGUACAGGCGUCGGGCAGGCCGCUGGAGCCGGGACAAGUCUUUCUCAAAGGGCUCGGCAUUGUUGGCAGUACGCGCCGCGGCUUGGAGAGGAUUGUGUCGGUGUUAAUCCAGUCUGAGGGCCGGGAAGUACACUUGUCAGCGCGCUGGGGUUAGGUCGAUACCCCUGUAGUAGACCCCCCGACUUCUGGACAACUCAAACUCGGCAGAGUCACAGGACUCAACAAAAGGGGUUGGUAAAGAGAACAAAAAAUCGUCCAACGUUUCUGUGGGAAUUGGGUCACUGCAUCUUGACAACGAUUCUGGAAAUCGUCUGCCUAACAUUGCUGAACACAAACUUGUCAAAAUAUUGGUAUCGAAACAAACUAUCCGAAAUUCAUAUAAAUCAACUCCCACUAACUGCCUUUAAACACGUCGCAGGCAUUUUGCUGAUGUGAAACAACGGAAGACUCUUCGCGAAAAUCGACCCGCAUUCUUGAAGCACGUUGCUUCUUAAGGAAGGGGCUUGCCUGAUUAACUAGCGUAAACACGCUGGAGUGGCCGCCCAGCCUCUCAGCACCGACUUCCGCUUGCGAAGACCCGUACGUCUGCGGUAGGGUUCAUCUACAAGGAGGUUCCCCACAUUCACAGAAGUGACGACGAAACACCAACAAAACCUCUAGUAACCUGUGCCGUUGUGGCCCAUUUAAAAACACCUAACGUCCAAGUGCGCUACCUCCUGUCGGAAGCGUACGGCCCUUAAGGGUUCUUAAGGGCAUCACAAGGGCCAGGUCGUCGCCAGGACUCUGUCACCCGGCCGGAAACGGGGAGAGGCGAGUGGAGUGUGAAAAAACGAGGCAUCGGAAAAACAAAAACGCGUGUUUUCGUCUUGACACAGCUGUCUUUGCUGAUACACCAGGGUGAAUACAUCGGAGGGGAGGCAGAACAACGAGAGAAAUAUCAGACGUACAAACCGAGAGUCUGGUCUGUGUGUCUAAACCAGCCAUCCUCUUGUAUCUUGCAUUUCUCGCGUUCCUUCACAUCUGGAGUAGUGCGUCCUGUACAUGUGAACUUGGAGCGGACGGAUGUACCGUGUGAGUCCACCUGCCGUACCGCCUAGAUUGUACCACAAAGCCGACACCGACGCAGUAAGACUAUAUCAUGCACAUCUGUGUUGACGGCGUGCAGCCCGACAAAACCAGCCCGUGUUUAGGCACUGGAACCGGAGUCGUCCCCGACAGACUUCUGUGUUUUGAAACAGCCAUGUCAGCGACUCGAACUAGAGACCUAAACAAGACCACCGUGUCGCGACCUGUGUUGGGUGGUCAGAAGAGACCGCAGUUCGCUCAGAACGCCACGGAGAGCUGCCGGAAAUUCAACUCGGACGUUUAUUCUUUCAUUAAGGACGGAAACGCGUUACUCAGGAGCGAAAAUAGAGUUGCAGAAUCAGAAAAUAUGAAGGGCAUCAUUGAAGGGCGCGCUAAGGUCAAGGAUGCAUCAGCUCCGGUGAAAGAGGACACUCAAAUGCGGUCGGACUGGAAAAGACCGCGGUUUGAAGUAGAGAAAGUGCACGUUUAUACUCUAUGUUGCUGGAUAGCGUCUUCUCCGUCUAAUGUUGUGGACGUUGACAUUGACAUUGAGGAUUCGAACCCGGAACCGCCGAGUCUGCACGACGCCGCAGAAGACGGCGAUGUUGAGCUCGUGAGAACUUUGGUGAGGACGAAGCUGGGAGACGUGAACCUGGUGAACAAGUUCGGGCACACCGCGCUGCACGAGGCGGCCUGGGGAGGACACACGGAGAUCUGCCGUGUCCUGGUCGGGGCAGGGGCGAGGGUGAACCCGAGCACGUCCCGUCCGUGGGGCGGUGGAGACACACCCGUCCAUUUCGCUGCCUUUGAGGGACACCUGUGCACCUUGCGGUACCUGGCGGGCGCCGGGGCGGACUUGGACGCGCGGAACGACUCGGGAGAGACGGCGGCGCACAACGCGGCGAGGAUGGGCCAGGCAGGCGUGGUGAGGUACCUGGCCAGGUGUGGAGCCGACCUCAGCCUCAGGAACGACAGCGGCAGGACUGUGCACGAGCAGGCGGUGGAGUUCGGCCACCGGAACAUCGGAGAAUGGAUCCACAGAUUCACUCGCAACCCCAGACCUCUGCAGGACUUGUGCCGUGACGUCAUCAGAAGCUGCGUUGGUCCCACCAGGACGGCAGAAAUCGAUGACACGCCAGAGAUACCACCUGGACUGACGCCGUAUCUGAAACUCCAGCAUUGAAACUCCCGAAAUCUUUUUAAAAGUUUUGCAAUGGAAUGGAGAUGGAACAUCCUUCGUCACUACUACCUGCAUUUUCUUAUCAAACUUUACCGUCAAGAUUUGUGGACUGUGUUCUCAGUGACUUGGUGAAAGAGUUCAGACACUUGUGUGAGGGUGCACAGUAAUAUGAGAUCGUGGGCGGAAGCUAAAGGAUUUUUGGCCAGUGAACUCUUGAGCUCAAGAGAAAAUGCUGGCAUUCAUCUGAAUGGAGAAAAGUUGGUGGUAAGGAUUCUGACUUGAAGAUAUGAGCCAUCAGAACAUAACCCUUCUCUACCAUGAGGAUAUGCUGAAGAUGCCUGCCUUCCACACUGGACUCAUAGCGCCCUCUAGUGUUCAGAGUGAUAACUGCAGUCCCAGAGAUCCAGCGAAUGCAUGAAGAUAUUGAAUCCUGAUGCAGACAUCUCAGUAUCUUGCAAACGUGUGUGGAAAUGAUUUUGCUCACAGUAUGAUCACAAUGUAGUCGCCACUGAAUCCUGUGACCAAACUGUGGACUGUACUGCAAUAAUUUUUCACUGUGAACUAGAAAGCCUUGAUUAUUGUCUAACAGUGUGAUAAACUA
Molecule: messenger RNA, 3755 nt
Organism: Branchiostoma belcheri (Belcher's lancelet)
Lineage: Eukaryota; Metazoa; Chordata; Leptocardii; Amphioxiformes; Branchiostomatidae
Product: ankyrin repeat domain-containing protein 1-like
Exons: 2
Coding region: 2048-3157 (369 amino acids)
Biological process (GO): intracellular signal transduction
Molecular function (GO): protein binding
Source: RefSeq, a predicted model, not a curated record